AAGUUGUCAAAACAAAACGUCGCGUAUCCAUCGACGGGGAAAGCAGUCAACGUCGGAAGAAAAUCGUUGACUUUUUCGUUCUGUAGCCGAGUACGAAUACAAUUAUUGUCCUCAGCGAUUUGUUGCAUUUCACCAAAUUGUUCUAAAUCUUUGAAAAAUGUCGCAAGAGGUAGAGGAAACUUUGAAACGAAUCCAGUCGCAUAAGGGAGUUGUCGGAACGAUUGUCGUUAACAAUGAAGGCAUUCCGGUCAAAAGCACUCUGGACAACACAACCACCGUUCAGUAUGCUGGCCUGAUGAGUCAAUUGUCGGACAAAGCUCGCAGUGUCGUGCGUGAUUUGGAUCCAUCCAAUGAUUUGACAUUCCUGCGGGUUCGUUCGAAAAAGCACGAAAUUAUGGUCGCUCCGGAUAAAGAUUUUCUACUGAUCGUGAUCCAGAAUCCAACGGACUGAGUUGGUUAGCAGGUGUCGGUUUGUCAUAGUGAGUACUGUUUUUUUCAUUUGAAUAAAAGAAGUGGCAAUUGCUAAAGUCGA
Molecule: messenger RNA, 532 nt
Organism: Malaya genurostris
Lineage: Eukaryota; Metazoa; Arthropoda; Insecta; Diptera; Culicidae
Gene: robl
Product: dynein light chain roadblock-type 2
Exons: 3
Coding region: 158-451 (97 amino acids)
Biological process (GO): microtubule-based movement
Cellular component (GO): centrosome; cytoplasm; cytoplasmic dynein complex
Molecular function (GO): dynein intermediate chain binding
Source: RefSeq, a predicted model, not a curated record